This is a messenger RNA of Dovyalis caffra, 894 nucleotides long. The record is from the annotation of a GenBank genome assembly. Lineage: Eukaryota; Viridiplantae; Streptophyta; Magnoliopsida; Malpighiales; Salicaceae.
AUGGCUUGUUCUUCUUCUUCCAUGGUUAUUGUGGGUUCUUUGGAUGAAGAAUUAUCCAAGAAGCACUCGUGGGUUUUUCCGGGAUUCCAAUUGGUCUCGGAUUUCAGCCUUUCCGACCGUGAUCUUGUCAUCCAUUAUCUCUACGAGAAGGAGAUUUGGGAUGCCUUUGGAGGGAUUGACAACGAGAACUUAUUCUUCUUUACCAAUCUUAAGAAGAUGAGCCCAACUACAUCUCGAACUAAUCGCCUAGUUGGAUCAUCCGACGGUACAUGGCAUGAUGAAAGACGAAACAAGCGGAGUGGGUGGCUUGGAAUUCGAGUGGCUUGUCAAGAUAUUCAACUACAAGAAUCCCAAAUCCAAGGCUCGGAAUGGUGCUUGGAUGAUGCACGAAUACAGACCUUGUUGCUAAUGAUAUUGUCGGCACUCUACUCGAAGAAGCAACCUAAGAGGAAGAGGCAGUUGGAUGAUGAAGAAGAAGGUGAUGAUGGUAUGGAUAAAAAUAACAAGCGCUUCACGGGUGAUCGGCUUGCAAUGUCAACAACAGUUGUUUCUAUGAGUGUGAACCCACCACACGGCCUCCUUCCCGAUCAUGACAAUGAUGCAAUCGGUCCAUUGGAACUCGAGCAAGAGGCGGCCACAAACAACAACGGUGAUGAGCAUCGGUCAUUGGAUGGCGCCGAUGCACCCGAAGAUCAACCGUUACUUACCGAUGAUGCUUAUUCCUUCGUAGCCGAUGACAUUCUAUCAAUCGAGCCUUUUGAUUCUAAUGGUGCUCUUCGACAACAUCGGAUAGUUGGUAAUGGAGAAGAAAUGGCUCUUGAUGAUGAUUAUUUCCGUUCGUUGUUCGAGAGCUUUUAUGCGAAGAAGCAAUCGCCUCUUGUAACUCGGAGAUGA